Molecule: messenger RNA, 4096 nt
Organism: Cavia porcellus (domestic guinea pig)
Lineage: Eukaryota; Metazoa; Chordata; Mammalia; Rodentia; Caviidae
Gene: Deptor
Product: DEP domain containing MTOR interacting protein
Exons: 9
Coding region: 95-1306 (403 amino acids)
Biological process (GO): intracellular signal transduction; negative regulation of protein kinase activity; negative regulation of TORC2 signaling
Molecular function (GO): protein binding
Source: RefSeq, a predicted model, not a curated record
GAAUUGCCCGGAACAAAGAUGGCAGGCGUGGCCUCAGUGCGGGCAGCCUGAUCGCAGCGCCAGGCUCGGGCGCGGGGACACAAGCGCGGCGACCAUGGAGCAGGGCAGCAGCGGCAGCGACGGCCACCCCGGCGGGGGCGCGCGGCAGCGGGAGUUGGAGCGUACGGCCGAGGUCCUCGUCACCGGGGAACAGCUGCGGCUCCGGCUACACGAGGAGAAGGUCAUCAAGGACCGGCGACACCACCUCAAGACCUACCCCAACUGCUUUGUGGCCAAGGAGCUUGUUGACUGGCUGCUGGCGCACAAGGAGGCCUCAGACCGCGAGACGGCGGUCAGGCUGAUGCAGAAGCUGGCGGACCGGGGCAUCAUCCACCACGUGUGUGACGAGCACAAGGAGUUCAAGGAUGCCAAGCUGCUCUACCGCUUCCGGAAGGACGACGGCACCUUCCCGCUGGACGGCGAGGUCAAGGCCUGCGUGCGGGGGCAGCGGCUGUACGAGAAGCUGAUGAGCCCCGACUGCGCCCUCCUGCAGCCCCGCGAGGAGGACGGCGUCCGCUACGAGCGCACCUUCGUGGCCUCCGAGCUGCUGGACUGGCUGGUGCAGGAGGGUGAGGCCACCACGCGGCCGGAGGCCGAGCAGCUCUGCCGGCGCCUCGUGGAGCAGGGCAUCGUGCAGCACGUGUCCGGCAAGCGCCCCUUCACGGACAGCAACCUGCUCUGCCAGUUCCGCACCAACUUCCGCAGGCGCCGACGGCUGAUGGAGCUGCUCAGCGAGCCGACCCCGGGCGCCCCCGACACGCACGACAGCCCCUUCUGCCCUCGCAGGCAGAGCCAUGACGCCCGCAAGGCCACCAGCUUCGUGUCGGUGAGUCCCAGCAAGGAGAUCAAGGUGGCGUCCGUGGGGCGCAGGAGCAGCCUGAGCAGUGGCGGCAGCAGCGGCUACUUCAGCAGCAGCCCGACCCUGGGCAGCAGCCCCCCGGUGCUGUGCAACCCCAAGUCCGUGCUGAAGAGGCCCGUCACCUCGGAGGAGCUGCUGAGCCCUGGGGCGCCCUACGCCAGGAAGACAUUCACGAUCGUGGGUGACGCGGUGGGCUGGGGCUUCGUGGUGCGAGGAAGUAAGCCAUGCCACAUUCAGGCCGUGGACCCCAGCGGGCCGGCAGCUGCUGCGGGCAUGAAGGUGUGCCAGUUCGUGGUGUCAGUGAACGGGCUCAAUGUGCUGCACGUGGACUACCGCACCGUGAGCCACCUCAUCCUCACCGGGCCGCGCACCAUCGUCAUGGAGGUGAUGGAGGAGCUGGAAAGCUGAGCCGCGCCUCGGGGGUCACAGCGCCGCCCUGCCUCGCGCACACUGUCUCAGCCCGCGUGGCCUGCACUGUGCGAGUGACGAAGUCGGGUAACACUCCUAAAAAAGCAAGUAAACAAGCCAGGUGCGGUGGUCCUCACAGCGCUCGGGAAGCUGAGGCAGGAGGGUCUCAGAGAGUGCAAGGUCAGGCUGAGCUACAGAGUGAGACUGUCUCAAAAAUAAAGAAGGAAAGAAAUGAAGUCAGGGCAGAAAACAUCCGGGAAGCAGUUUUCUUACAGGUCAGCUUGCCUUAAUACAUUUCUGUUUCUCCCGCUGAUACGUUGUUACUGUUUUUUAAAUCAUGGUUUGCAGAAAGUUGGUGAAGCAGCUAAAGGUCUCUCUUAGGAAUCGCCAGAGUAAAUAUGUCCACCUUAAAUUGUACAUCAGGCUGGGUGCGCUUGCAGUCCAAGCUACUCAGGAGGCUGAGGCAGGAAGGUCUCUUGAGCGCAGAGGUUCAAAGCCAGGCUGGAGCACAUACAGAGACCCAAUCUCAGAAGAAGAGAGUGAGUGUAUGUCCCCCAGGCUGGUGGGAUCCUGUGACACAGUCUAGAUUUCACCAAGCUUUAAAAGAAAGUGACUCGGACCCACCUCGGCCUGCUAACCAGCGUUUCCAUACCAGAUCUGCAGGAAAACAAACAUGGCAGCCUCCCUGCUCUCCAUGCAGGGGGCAGAGGACCUGGUUCUCGGGGGGGUUCUUCCCUGUGCCACAUUCAGAUGUCGGGGUGCUGGGUCCCUCAUGUCACAUAGGCAUUCUGAACGGCAAGUUCACUCUUGUGCACUCACAAAAUGAAGUAUGCGAGCUCCUCCUCAGUCCCCUCCUUCUGAGAGGUCACCACCUGUAAUCCCGUCUUGGGAGGCUGAGGCAGGAGGGUCGUUGUGAGAUCGAGGCCAGCCUGGCCUCCUCGUGAGACCCUGUCUCAGAAGCAAGGUGGGGAGGGUGCUUGGGUGACACCUCUGCCUCUGGUCACCUCACGUGGGCCCUGUGCCUCGGGUACCCGACCUGCUCCAAGCCUGUCCAGACCCCCAGGCAGAUUUCAUCAACCACGAUUCUCAGAGGAUCAAAGCUCUCCUCCGUUCCAGGGCAGGUCCCUGGCCCCAGCGGACGGCUGGCUCUGUGUUACGCUUGGGCGUCACCUCAUUUGUCCUGGACAACCUGGCCUGUCUUUGCUGCAGAGGAGAUGGCCUGGGACAGAGGAGGCCACACCGCUGGUCCCCAGGAGAGGCUGCUGUGGCUGGAAGAUAUGUUUGUGACAUCCUUCUUGUUUUUUUUUUGUUUUGUUUUGUUUUGAUUUUGAGAUCCUCCUGCCUCAGCCUCCUGAUUACUGGUGUGACAAGUCUGCACCCAAAUAUGGCCCAGCUUGUCAGGGAACUUAGCCUAGAAAGUUCUGGAAUGAUGGCGCCCCACCAGCUGCAUGGAGCACGGCUCACUCCUGUCCUCAGAGGAGUGAGGAAACUGAGGCAGAUCCGGGUCUGUGUGUGUCCAGCUCGAGAGCUCGUGGGGUAAAAGUGUGGGCCGAGCGCCAGCUCCAGCCUCCCGAGCUGCUGGCCAGAGGUUGCACCCGGGCAGCCUGGGGAAUCAGGAAGCCGCACGGUGCCACAGGACGUCAGCUCCGGGGCUCCAGGCUUGAGGAGUUGAAUCGUGGAAAUGUUCAGUGUGCUGACUUCAUGGCUGUGCUCUUUAAAGCCUGCGAGCUUCAUUUGGUUUUUUAAAGACAAGGUCUGGGUGUGUGGCCCUGGCUGGCCUCAGACUCACAGCCGCCUCCUCCUCCUCAGCCUCCCAAGUGCUGGGACCACAGGUGUACCUGUGCUUGGCUCGGUUUCUAAAGUGCAACGCCAAACGUUAUCUUCACAGUGAGCAGUGUUGCCAGGGUUUUUGUUUCCUCUGUGUGUGCGCGCGUGUGUGAGAUCUGUGAAAAGUGCAUUUGUAGGAAGCUCUGGAUUCCUGCUCUGUCUUUGCUGCUUACGCACACUGUUGACUGCAGGUGUUUGUGUGACCUGUGUGCUUAUGGAUUCAGGAUCGAAAUUAAUUUUUGUUUCUGUGUUAGCAGAAAUUUGAAAGCCAUGUUUUACUAUAAAGAGAAAAAAUACAGUUUUCUUAUUAAUCUCUAUUAAAUCUUGGUGAGUGUUAAUAAGGAGAGUAGGGAGACCCAGUGUCGGGGAGGCAAAGCAGGGUCUACUGUGAGAAGCUGACUUGCAGGGUGUGGGGUGCACCGGUCAGCUCAGCCCAUGGGAGGCUGAGGCAGGAGCAUCUCAAGAGUUCAGGGCCAGCCGGGACCACAUGAUGAGACCCUGUCUCAAAGAGAAAAAACCCAACACAGAAGAAUCAGACACAUUGUCAAAAUAACCUGUUCUUAGGAUCCUUUUGCGCUGCUGGCUUUGGGUCUGUCCUGCUGAGGGUUAAUCCUGUUUCAUUUUGAUUAUGAAUCACCAGAGUCCCUGGUGCUGUUGCUAACUGGUUGAAAUCCGUGGCUGCCCUGGCCGUGGUUUUCAUCACAGGCUGAGUUUCAGACAUAACGUGUUUUUCUUCAUUUCAAGACCGGAAGGACUGCUGUGCCAAAAUGAAGUUCACCAUCAAAGAUAAAGCACACAGAAUGGCUGAAUGAAUUAAUAAUGUGCUUAAUAUAUGUCUAUUUUAAAAUUAACUUGAAGUUUAUUUGCUAUGUUAAUUAAACCUUACCGUACUGAAAGUUAUUCCUUGAAAACAUGAAUAUACAGCAAGAAAUAAAUGUUGCUUUUUGGUUGGUGCGGUUCUCA